Molecule: messenger RNA, 870 nt
Organism: Drosophila miranda
Lineage: Eukaryota; Metazoa; Arthropoda; Insecta; Diptera; Drosophilidae
Exons: 1
Source: RefSeq, a predicted model, not a curated record
CGACACGACAAAGAGUGCGUUUUGCAGAAGUUACUACUUCCAGAUGCUCCUCACCUGGCAACUAGAGCUGAUCCAGAAAAAGUCGAAAGAUUUGUAGGAUCAGUUGUUAAGAAAAAUGGUAAACAAUACUAUGAAUUCGGUCCACAGAACUCUAGACAUCAUCAUGUCAUAUCGGGACCAACGUUCGACGCAAAAAGUGUUACAUUAUUAGUAAAGAAUCGGAUCAGUGAAAAGCACUGGGUAAAUGAAUCAGUGAUUGAGUCUAAAAUGCGAUGGGCAGAGGUACAAGAAAUAGUCUCGGAUUGUUUAAAAAAGCAAGACAAUCGUAUAUAUAAUUAUAUGAGUUAUUUGCUAGAAAAUCGUAAGCGGUAAAACAUUUUUACACGUUAUAUAUAAUGUGUUUUAAGUGCAUGUGCCUGAAUAAAUGUUUAAUACCCCUUUAGCUUAUCCUAUUAUUAUCCCUUUAUCCUAUUAUUGUUUACGUAUGCAGCCUCAGCUAAUAUGUAAUUAAAGCGAAAUGACUUGUACUUUAAGAAUAAAAUGGUGUAUAACGCGCAUUAGAAUGUACCUAACAUCUUUUAGAAAUUAGUUGGUAGAUAAUGUUCACCCUACGGCAAUAUAAAAGAACAAAUAAUCAAUUCUAUUCCAGCAACACUGUUAUUGGCUUUUUGUUGUGAAACGGUCCAAAUCAUACUAUCAGUCGUCAUGACUUCUUCCCCUUUACAAAAGUAAACAAUUGAGGAGUAUUUCAAGAAACUUUUAUAGAAAAUUCGGUGGAAAGGUUGGCAACAAGAUAAGCUAAGAAAAUGGAAAGCGUUGUUAUGAGUUCGGUCCAGACAAUUUCAAGCCAGGAUGUAUCAUAGAAGAAUU